CGUCCGCCCUGCCAUACACGGCCACAUCAUCCCCCAACUCCUGCAGCGUCAUCGCCAUGCCAUACACGGCCACAUCAUCCCCCAACUCACCCUGCAAAGGCCCGCGCAUGCCAUACACGGCCACAUCAUCCCCUCCUGCAGCCGUCCGCCCUGCCAUACACGGCCACAUCACCCCCAACUGCAGCGUCCACCCUGCCAUACACGGCCACAUCAUCCAACUCCUGCAGCGUUCGCCCUGCCAUACACGGCCACAUCAUCCCCCAACUCCUGCAGGCGUCCACCCUGCCAUACACGGGGCCACAUCAUCCCCCAACUCCUGCAGCGUUCCGCCCUGCCAUACACGGCCACAUCAUCCCCCAUCAUCCCCCAACUCCUGCAGCGUCCGCCCUGCCAUACACGGCCACAUCAUCCCCCAACUCCUGCAGCGUCCGCCCUGCCAUAUCCCCCUGCACGCCCUGCCACAUCAUUCCCCAACUCCUGCAGCCACAUCAUCCCCCGCACCGUCCGCCCUGCCAUACACGGCCACAUCAUCCCCCAACUCCUGCAGCGUUAAGCCCUGCCCACACGGCCACAUCAUCCCCAACUCCUGCAGCGCCCCCAUGCCAUACACGGCCACAUCAUCCCAACUCCUGCAGCGUCCGCCCUGCCAUUCACGGCCACAUCAUCAUCCCUCCUGCAGCGUCCGCCCUGCCAUACACGGCCACAUCAUCCCCCAACUCCUGCAGCGCCCGCCCUGCCAUACACGCGUCCGCCCUGCCAUACACGGCCACAUCAUCCCCGGCCACACAUCCACCUGCAGCGUUCGCCCUGCCAUACACGGCCACAUCAUCCCCCAACUCCUGCAGCGUCCGCCCCUGCCAUACACGGCCACAUCAUCCCCCAACUCCUGCAGCGUACACGCCCCUGCCAUGCACGGCCACAUCAUCCCCCAACUCCUGCAGCGUCCGCCCCUGCCAUACAUGGCCACAUCUUCCCCCUCCAGCGUCCGCCCUGCCAUACACGGCCACAUCAUCCCCCCAACUCCUGCAGCCGUCCGCCCUGCCAUACACGGCCACAUCACCCCCCUGCAGCGUCCACAUCAUCCCCCUGCAGCGUCCUGCCCUGCCAUCACAACUCCUGCAGCCACGGCCACAUCAUCCCCCAUCAUCAUCCCCAACUCCUGCAGCGUUCGCCGCCCACGGCCACAUCAUCCCCAACUCCUGCCAUACACGGCCACGCCAUACACGCCACAUCAUCCCCCAACUCCUGCAGCGUUCGCCCUGCCAUACACGGCCACAUCAUUCCCCAACUCCUGCAGCCGUCCGCCCCUGCCAUACACGGCCACAUCAUCCCCCAACUCCUGCAGCGUCCGCCCCAUACACGGCCACAUACGUCCGCCCUGCCACAUCAUCCCCAACUCCUGCAGCGCGUCCGCCCACAUCAUGCCAUACACGGCCACAUCAUCCCCCAACUCCUGCAGCGUCCGCCCUGCCAUACACGGCCACAUCAUCCCCCAACUCCUGCAGCGUUCGCGUGCCAUACACGGCCACAUCAUCCCCCUGCCUCCGCCAUACACGGCCACAUCAUCCCCCAACUCCUGCAGCGUCCGCCCUGCCAUACACGGCCACAUCAUCCCCCAACUCCUGCAGCCGUCCACCCUGCCAUACACGGGCCACGGCCGUUUCGCCCUGCCAUCAUCCCCCAACUCCUGCAGCGUCCCCCUGCCAUACACGGCCACAUCAUCCCCCAACUCCUGCAGCGUCCGCCCCACUGCCAUACACGGCCACAUCAUCAUCCCCAACUCCAGCAGCGUCCGCCCUGCCAUACACGGCCACAUCAUCCCCCAACUCCUGCAGCCGUCCGCCCUGCCAUACACGGCCACAUCAUCCCCCAAGCGCUCCGCCCUCCUGCAGCGUCCACCCUGCCACACGGCCACAUCAUCCCCCAACUCCUACAGCCCACAUCAGCGUGCCAUACACGGCCCUCCCCCAAUACACGCAGCCAUCCCCAUCAUCCCCCAACUCCUGCAGCGUCCGCCCUGCCAUACACGGCCACAUCAUCCCCCAACUCCUGCAGCGUCCGCCCCUGCCAUACACGGCCACAUCCCCCCUGCAGCGUCCACCCUGCCAUACGCAUCGGCCCACAUCAUCCCCCAUCCACCUGCAGUGUGCAGCCCGCCCUGCCAUACACGGCCACAUCAUCCCCCAACUCCUGCAGCGUCCACCCUGCCAUACACGGCCACAUCAUCCCCCAACUCCUGCAGCGUUCGCCCUGCCAUACACGGCCACAUCAUCCCCCAACUCCUGCAGCGGCCACAUCAUCCCCAACUCAGCCGUCCGCCCUGCCAUACACGGCCACAUCAUCCCCCAACUCCUGCAGCGUCCGCCCUGCCAUACACGGCCACAUCAUUCCCCAACUCCUGCAGCGUCCACCCUGCCGUCCGUCCCCUGCCAUACACGGCCACAUCAUCCCCCAACUCCUGCAGCGUCCGGCCACAUCAUCCCCCCAACUCCUCGUCCGCCCUGCCAUACACGGCCACAUCAUCCCCCUGCAGCAUCCGCCCUGCCAUACAUGGCCACAUCAUCCCCCUGCAGCGUCCGCCCCCGGAAACCAAGAUCGCCCGCCCUGCCAUACACGGCCACAUCAUCCCCCUGCAGCGUUCGCCCUGCCAUACACGGCCACAUCAUCCCCCAACUCCUGCAGCGUUCGCCCUGCCAUACACGGCCACAUCAUCCCCCUGCAGCGUCCACCCUGCCAUACACGGCCACAUCAUCCCCCUGCAGCGUCCGCCCCCGGAAACCAAGAUGUACGGCCCAAACCACUCCCUUUCCCCGGGAUAA
Messenger RNA from Oncorhynchus masou masou (cherry salmon), 2819 nucleotides. RefSeq lists its product as uncharacterized. Lineage: Eukaryota; Metazoa; Chordata; Actinopteri; Salmoniformes; Salmonidae. The annotation marks the transcript as partial. The record is from RefSeq and is a predicted model, not a curated record. The transcript is spliced from 9 exons.